This is a messenger RNA of Sitodiplosis mosellana (orange wheat blossom midge), 1041 nucleotides long. RefSeq lists its product as uncharacterized. Gene Ontology annotation, cellular component: membrane. NCBI's taxonomy places the organism in Eukaryota, Metazoa, Arthropoda, Insecta, Diptera, Cecidomyiidae. The transcript is spliced from 5 exons. Bases 390 to 929 code for a protein of 179 amino acids. The record is from RefSeq and is a predicted model, not a curated record.
UUUAAACGGAACACAUUCAAAUGUAAAAGCACAGAACAAUAUAGUAUCCUUAAGUUAAGCCAAAUAUUAAGGAAUUUUCUGAGUAUUAACAGUUUCUAGGUGUGUUCAAUCUCUUUACCUCCCCUCUGUUUCUACGUGUCCAAAUUUAAUGAUAUUUCUGUAAUUGUACUUUUUUUUUUACAAUAAAUGUGCUUUAAUGUGAACAAACAAUUUUAUACGGUGUCAAUUAUAUUUUUUCUACCUAUCAUUGUAAGCUGAUGAUGAUACAAUGAUCGUUGUACAUUCCAUUUUAACAGAGUACUAGACAAAAUGUGUGUUCAUUUGCAUGUGCUUUUUUGAGGCGAUAACAAAAUGCCGUGUAUGCUUGCUUUUGAUAAUAAACGGGUAUUAUGUCGCAUGCAAAUGUAACGGUCACACGAACAGUUGUAACUUCAAACCCAAGUACUAUCGUCAUCAACACAGGAUACCUAAAAACAUCAAAUGGGCUUUUGAAACUCCUUCAACUUAUUCUAGGCGGUGUUGCAGUUGGUCUUCUUUUGAAAAAUUUUGAUGACUAUCCCUAUUUUACCUAUCGCAAUGGUAUUCAAUAUUAUCAAAACUAUCCGAAUUUUCCGCACCUGGUUCCCGUUUUACUUUUGCUGUUAGCAGCAACAGUAUUCUCCAUUCUUACAGCAAUUCUGUUGCUCUCCUGCAUUUUUUCGUUGUCUACGGGUGGCUUAAUUUCGAAAACGCUCUAUGAAUUCCUUUAUCAUCUCGUUGCGGCCAUUCUGCUUCUCAUUGCUUCUAUUUUGCUCUAUGCUAAAAUUCAUAACCUCGAGUAUCUUCUCAAAUUCUACAAGUGGUUUUUAGCAGCAACGAUUUUGUGUUUCGUCAAUUCUCUGCUAUAUUUGGCUAGCACUGUGCUCGCUUUUCGCGAUUACCGUAAAUGAUCGCAAACGGAACUGGAUCAUGCAGUAAUUUAACAAUAUUUUUGUUUGGCAGUGUGUUGUAAUUUUUGUUAUGAAAAAAAACUGUUGCUAAUAAAGAGUGGAUUUGAGUGAA